GCUUUGGCAACUCGUGGCUUUCUUUGUAGUUCGGUUCCUGGUUUGUACUAUUAUUUUGGCCUUUGAAGAGUGUAAACGACCGACAAGAGCAAGACGGGCGAACAUGCUUGUCCUCUUGUAUUUAUAGUACUGUCUUCCUCUCCAUUCACAAUCGUUUUCAACCAAACUUCUGCGUCAAUUGCCUUGUAAGUUCGCCAACACCUUCCGUUCUCAAGGCACAAUAACUAGGUGCGUGUUGCAUCUAGACUUCUUCUGUGUCAAUCUCGUGGGAGAGUCGUGAAUAUCGAAACGACGCCACCAUGUCAAAUCAGCAGCAGCAGGGACCACCAUUUCGCCCACCGACGCAAGCUUCUGGCAGCGCGUAUGCAAGCAAAGCAGUUGCUAUUCCAACAGGCAGGACUCAGCAGCAUGCUGUGCCUGCGCACAGGCCACCCCACGGCCACGUUGUCGGGCACAAUCCGGUGGCAUCGCCGCCCUCUCAGGCGCCUGGUGUCUCGCUGGCCGGCUUACAAAGUAUGGCUUAUCGACCGCCACCAAGCGCCAACAUGGGUCAUAUCGUUUCACCGGCUGCGGCCACGCUGAUGCUGGGUAGCGCCUACGGACCGCCGCACAUUCUUGGAGCUACGCCGCCGGGGUAUGUCCAGUUCCCUGGCACUUCACCACAGUAUGGUGUUGUGCCGCAAAUCCACCCAACCCAGCACGCGAUGCCUGCUACACUGCUGCCUGGCCAGCAGCCACCAACACACUAUUCACAGCAACACCAGCUGCAAUAUAUGACACAGCAGCAGCCAGCUGCCGUCGCCACUGCUGGUAUUCCAACCCCGCAGGCCAGUGGUGUCGCGCAUCAUCACCAGCAGCAGCCGCCGUUGCCUCACCACCAGCAGCAAGCAGCGUGGCAGCAGCAGGCAGCACUCCAGCAGCAGCUGCAACAUCAGCAUCAGUCACAGGGUGCCACUGCCACUGGUCAUCUUUGGCCACCACCACCUCAGCAGCUGCAACAUCAGCAUCAGCCACAGGGUGCCACUGGUCAUUGUCAGCCAUCACCACCUCAGCAGCACCAACAGCACCACCAGCAGCAGCAGCACCAAAAGACACCGCAGCCGCCGUCUUCCGGUGAGUCCAGCGCACAGCCGACGCCUGGACGCUCUACUGUCCAACAACGUCGUCCGAGUCAUACGGUCACCUUGAAAAACCCGGACACUGGCAAGGACCUCACAGAUGAAGUUCUAAGGCCCUCAGCGAAGCCACAGAUGCCUCACCAGCCAACCGGCGCUCAGAGUGCAAUGCCUGCGUAUUACUACCCAGGCUUUCCUGCGUACGUGGCACCAAGCAAUGCCCUCAGCGGUGGCAUGGCUGUCACAGCCGCUACAGUUGCUUCCACGUCAGGCGUGAAACCGAUGCGCACCAGUGGAGCCAGAUCCAAAACGGAUCCACCCGCCACCGGUAUGAGGCGUAGCAGUAGCAGCAGCAGCAGCGAUGCUUUUGCAGCCAAGGCUACAGUGGUACGGACCUCUGAAUCCGCUGAGGGCUCUGCCGCCAAGUCCAUCACAGCGGCAUCUGUGGUGUCGGACAAGCCAUCUACAGAGGCAUCGGCUGGAAAGUCGGCCGAGGUUUUAGCUGCAAAGUCUGCCGAGGCGUCGGUUGCGAAGUCUGCCGAGGCGUCGGCUGCGAAGUCUGCCGAGGCGUCGGCUGCGAAGUCUGCCGAGGCGUCGGCUGCGAAGUCUGCCGAGGCGUCGGCUGCGAAGUCUGCCGAGGCGUCGGCUGCGAAGUCUGCCGAGGCUUCGGCUGCGAAGUCUGCCGAGGCGUCGGCUGCGAAGUCUGCCGAGGCGUCGGCUGCGAAGUCUGCUGAGGCUCCAGCUGUAACAUCUGCUGAGGCGCCAGCUGCGAAGUCUGCCGAGGCGCCAGCUGCGAAGUCUGCCGAGGCGCCAGCUGCGAAGUCUGCCGAGGCGCCAGAUGCGAAGUCUGCCGAGGCGCCAGCUGCGAAGUCUGCCGAGGCGCCAGCUGCGAAGUCUGCCGAGGCGCCAGCUGCGAAGUCUGCCGAGGCGCCAGCUGCGAAGUCUGCCGAGGCGCCAGCUGAGAAGUCUGCUGGGGUGGCAAAUGCGAAGCCUGCUUAUACGUCAGUUGCGUCUGAUGCUGUGGUACCGACUGUGAAGUCUGCCAGGGCACUGGCUUCAAAGCCUAGCAAGGCGCUGGCUGCGAAGUCGGCCAAAAAGUCAAAAUCUGACGAAGCAAUGGGUGCCAAGACUAGGGUGCGUCGUGCCACAACACAGACUACGUCCACUGAUCCUCGCCAAAUGUCCAGUCCAAUCGGUGGCGCUGCACUGUAUGCCCGUGGGGCACCUCGUCGUGCAGUUGUGGCAGGCAAGAAAAACAUGCAAUCGGAUGUGAAGCCUGGUUUUCUACCACCGAGUCCUUCUCCGGCCACUGCCGGUGCCACAACGUCGGACGCUGCUACGCAUGAGGAGAGGAGUACGCAGCAGUCACCGGACCAAUCCCCGGCUGGUUCUCCGGCUGAUUCCCCGGAGCCGAUGGCUAAAGUGUCCAAGGGCAAAAGUGCCAGGAGCUUCCGCUACCGGGAACUUCCUGAUUCUGACCCAUUGACUGGCUAUAAGGACAAGCCAGCCCGAGAGGAGGCUAAGCCAGAGAGUAAGACGGGUGCCAAGAAGACCAAGCAACAGCAAAGGCCAGCUCCAGAGCAACAGCAAAGGCCAGCUCCAGAGCAACAGCAAAGGCCAGCUUCAGAGCCGACAUGGGAUGAGAAGGAUGAUCGUGAGCUGGUCGCUGACCUCCCAACGUCUUUGCAUGGCAGUGUGGCCAGUGCUGAACCCGUCCAAUCAGAUUCGAAAACUACAAAGCCUGGAACACCAUCCGAUGAAAAAAAGACCUUCAAGACCGCUGUCCCAGGUAUCCGUUAUCCAGAUGAAGACAUGUGGCGUCCUGAUAAUCCCGAGGGUAGGAAGUCCUACGACGGGAGCUUUUUAAGGCAAUUUUCUGGUUACGCCGACCCGCCUGCUAACUUGCCAGUGGGGGUUGAGAUUCUUCGGUCUCCGAAUCCCCAAUCCCAUCAGAGUGGAGCAUCAUCCGUUCCCCCGCCUCCGUCGCAAGGUGGCCGAGGCUCGUCAGGUGGCCGGCAAGGCCGGACCAGCCGAAGCAGCGUCUCGUCACAGUCUUCGCGCAAAACGGUCACACUCCAGAUGGACACGACAGCAGCGGAGCCGUUGCAGAAAAGCUCUAAUCGUUGGAAGCCAACCCGCGAGAAAAAGACGGAUGAUUCCAGCGAUGCCGAGACGCAAGCGGUAAUUAGCCGAAUGAUGACGAUCCUUAACAAAUUGACACCGGAGAAGUUUGAGAGGCUCGCCACGGCGAUUGAUGAGUUGGAAAUAAACUCUGAAGAGAGGCUGCGUGGUGUGGUAGAGCUCAUCUACAAGAAGUCAUUAUCGGAGCCAACUUAUUGUGAACUCUACGCUCGCAUUUGCUUGCGUUUAGCGGAUUUAGAAGUGCCAUUUGAUGGCGACGAGGCACUAUCGUUCCGCAGGGUACUGUUGACGAAAUGUCAGAGAGAGUAUGAGUCAACGGACCCGGCCUUGGCAGACCUCGAGAAAAAGCAUCUCAGCAAUGCGGACAAGCUCUCGAGUGAAGAUCUGAAACAGAAGACUGCGGAGUACGAAAGUGAGGUCAGCGUACUCAAGAAGAACUCACUCGGCAACAUUAAAUUCAUUGGGGAGCUGUUCAAGCUGAAACUCUUGACUGAGACCAUUAUGCACAGGUGCUUGAUGAAGCUGCUGGCGGCUGGAGACGAUGACUCUCUGGAACUGAUGUGCAAGUUGUUUGGGACCACAGGAAGACUGCUCGACCGCGAAAGGGCUAAAGCUCGCAUUGAUCAAUACUUCGACAAGAUUAGACGAAUUAUCAAGAAGGAACCUGGAAAAACGGGUGUGUCCACGAGGAUACGAUUCAUGCUCGAGGACCUGGUUUCACAAAGGAGGCGUGCCUGGGCGGCUCGCAGGGAAGAUAACAAGCCGAAGAAACUGAAUGAAGUUCAUCAGGAGGCCAAGGCAGCGGAGAAUGCGGCGGCGGCAGCAGCUGCCAUGCCACGCUCCAGCUCCUCACGUUCAGAGAGGAGUUCUGCACAUGGUGGAAGUCGAAGCCACUCAGGCCGUAACACCAACGCUGAGGGCGAUGGCUGGCAGACAGCGCUACCACGCCAGCGCUCUGAGCCUGAUAGGCUAAGGGGCACCAGUCAACGUGCGGCACUCUCGCAUCGCACAGAUGACACCAGGAGCUCGGGCCCGAGUGGUCGCUCUUCCGGGGGACAGGGUAGCAUGGGCGGCACCUCUCGCAGUGCUCCUCGUGAUGUGGAGCGGGGCAACCGUUAUGCAAGCUUAGCAGCAGCUGAUCCAGUUCGCUCUCCAGAGCAGCGUGUAAACGGUAACUCCACUGCAUCAUCACGCAGGACAGGAUCAACAUCCUCUUCGCACGGCUCGGCCGCGACACACACCAGCGCAAACCGCACUAGCUGCAAGGAACAAGUUGUGAGCGGAGGUCCGCUGCCACCAGGUCCUCCUCGUGAUGUUCGCAAAGAGAUUCCAGAUCUCGAUCGCUCUCUCAUUAUGCCUGGAGGUGCCUUAGCAGUUUCACAAGCUGCUAUCACAGCAAUGAAUAGUGAUACUGCACCUGAAGUGGCAGAUGUCGAGAAGAAGGCGCGCGUUCUCACUGAAGAUUUCUUUAGCAAUCCCGAAGCUGGCGAGGUUCGGCUUUGUAUAGCAGACAUCAAUUCGCCCAUAAGUCACCCAGCCAUUGUCUCUACAAUGAUAACCUGUGCAUUGGAAAUGAAGGACACGCAGUGCAAGCUAGUUGCCGAUCUAUUCACAGAGCUGGUCCCCGAUGGCACGAUCAAGCUGGAGUGCAUAGUGGCUGGACUGUAUCGAGUUCUGGAGGAGACACCAGACUUGGCGUUAGAUAUUCCGCAUAUCUAUGAUCUACUGGUGAUUGUCAUUGUUCCGCUCGUUUUCAACUGCAAGUUAAAAAUUUUCACACUAUCAGAGCUAGUCGUCAAGCAUCUCCGAGAUGUCGGGAAAGCAGCCGUCUUUAUGGUGAAAGUGUUGAAGGCUAUUGCCGAGAAAAAGGGAGAGUUUGUCGCCCGUCAAUUGUGUGGAACAGCCUAUCUCAAGUGGAGCUCACUAUUGCAAGAUGGACAGAAUGUUGAUCAGUUCCUUGCUGACCAAGGUGUGCAGUUUCUGGACUGCCCGUCCCUUCCAUAUUUCCUGGAAGACCGUUAUAACCGACCUCGCGGACGUGAUGUCAAGGAUUGGAUUGACCGCACCUACCAGGAUACAACCACUGCUUCCUUUGCUGAAGAUUGUGCAUCCAGAAUUGCCUGUGCUUUCAUUGACCCAACCACUCGCGAGUUUGCGAAUGCCAAAUGUGAAACCUUGCUCAUACUCGGCAUUUCUAGAUACUUUGAGCAUGACCCCGAUCUCCGGUACGCUGUCAUCCUGGGCCUGGAGAAAGUCGCUGCUCAGUACGAUCACCAUCCCGGUAUGCUCCAGUCCUUAUUUGAUGCGUUUUACUCUGGAGAUGCAUGCGAUGACGGAGCAUUCUUCAAGUGGGAGGCGAUGGCAACACCCACUGGAGGCGAUUGCCUUCACGGUGUAGCACUCAACUCUGUCAAGCAAUUCUUGGCGUUCUUGCACUCUGAGUACCCUGACCAAUAGGGUUUAGAUCACUAGCAGUCAGUCAACGAAGAGCUUCUGCAACUCCUCGCCAUCGUCUAUGUGUUCCUGGCUUAGGUUGUGCAGUUCAUCCGCUGCCAGCAUCUCCAGUAACUGUCAAGCUGAUAUCCGCUUCCGUGCUUGGUCCCGAUUUCUCCAUUUCCUGAAACAAUAUGCGAGCCACCCGUCGUUCAUACUUCAUGUGCCGCCCUGCUCUGUGCUUGAUCCACACGUUUCUUUGGCUUUUACCGCCGCUUGUGUCUGAUGUUCUGAAUGAGGACUAGCCUCCAAUCCAGUCAUAGUGGUGUGAGCCAUCCGUUCAUUCUGCAUGUGCAGCACUCCGAUGAUGGUGCUGUCAGCCAUCCGUUCAUUCGUCUCAGCUAUGGUUUUGGCUCUGAACUUGUGCAACUGCGAACUGAAUUAGAUGACAACGUGAAAGGUUGUAAAAUACUAAAAGCCAGCAAGACGGUAGUAGUUGUCCAGGAAUUGGAACUGGAACUGGAUUUGCAUUUGCAUUUGUAUUGCAUUUUCAACCAUUGUGUUUCUUUUGCCCGUGAAAGAGGCUUGAGUAUUAAUUGUCAGGAAUUGGAAUUGGACAAACUAAAAACAAUCAUCUGCUCUGUCCUAUCUUUUUUGUCAACAUUAUUUCUGAUCAAUGGAUCUAUUAUGGAUCUGCUGCCAAAUGCUUCCGUUGAGGCCACCGAUCAUUGUCCUUUUACUUUUUCUUCUGAUUGUUCUAUAACUUUUUAGAUAGGACGACGGUUGCUGAGCUGUUUUAACCCCUGUGUUUUGCGUCUCGCUUGUUGUCAGUCGAAUGUUUUCUGAACUUGUUGCUUGUUAGCGAGCAGCACUCUGUGCAGCUAGCGUUCUCUCGUCUCUUUCGUCGAUGUCCAUUUUCUUUACAAUGGCUAUGCCGGUUUUUAAAUAUUUAUUCUUUGCUUUGUGUACCCAUCUGUUUUCUUAACCCCGUGCGGGGCGCGCACAGAAGAGGAUUAUUACAACUCGGAACCUAGCCCAGGGAGUUUCCAGUCUUCGCCCCGUGCUACCCCUCGUGUCACAUUAGACAAGCUCGUUCAUUUUGACAAGGGCACACAGAAGAGGUUUACAACUCCAAGCCUAGCCCGGUGAGUCUGUAGUCUUCGCCCCGUGCUUCCCUUUGCAUCGCAUCGUUGGACAGUCUAGUUGUGUCAGUGUGUCAAGUCUCCAUCUACCGUUUCGUUUCAGUGCCACUGUGCGUUCAUACUGGCAGCGUUCCACACAGCGUGACCUCACCGGCUGUGUGCCUGUAUACAGCCAUGUUCCAAUGUACCGACGACAAGUGGCCAAUGUUGACUUGUCAGUCGCCUGCUGGUGUUCAGCACAAUGUCUCCUCGGUCGGUACAGAUACUGCUUAGGAAGUCCUCCCAGCCAAGCCUGUUGGAUGGUGCUGAGUAAUGAUCAGUGGUACUACUGGAUCAUUCUUCAAUAUGCAGUGUUGUGUAGUGACUGAAGCAACCGCCAAAGUGUUUCAUUGACUGACAUUAUUGUUUCAAGAA
Sycon ciliatum is the source of this 7246-nucleotide messenger RNA. RefSeq names its product eukaryotic translation initiation factor 4 gamma 1-like. Gene Ontology annotation, molecular function: mRNA binding; translation initiation factor activity; protein binding. The record is from RefSeq and is a predicted model, not a curated record. Lineage: Eukaryota; Metazoa; Porifera; Calcarea; Leucosolenida; Sycettidae. Bases 300 to 5714 code for a protein of 1804 amino acids. The transcript is spliced from 26 exons. Gene Ontology annotation, cellular component: eukaryotic translation initiation factor 4F complex.